CAUCUCAUCACUAUUGCAUGAAAAAUGGUUCAACCAAUCUUCGAUAAUGGUUCUGUUCAAAAUCUUCACAGCCGAGUUUGGGCUACUUCUAGCAAGACGUCGGCUCUCAAGCAGGACCUGUACACCACUGCUGGUCACCGAAGGGAAUACAUCCUCAACGCACUAGAGCUUGCUAUCGGAGCAAAGCUGUUCAAAAUCGCACUUUACAUCCACGGAGAUUACGACACGUCGAAACACGACUCCGACGAACAAACCAGCCUUUUUACUCAGCUAAACGACGCAUUUAGUAGGGCUGUGGAUCUGGCUGAUGCUUCGCAUGGAUACCUGAGGCAAAUCAAGUUCCAGGUUCAAGCCAUCAAAGCAGAGGUUGUCGAGUCACUAUCUGUCGAAAUCUCACAAACGACUACCAGUUUAGAUCACGCCGUCCAGGACACUGCGCGACAGAUGGCAGAAGCCGAGCAAGCAAUUCAUGAAAAUGCGCAGGCGAUAACACAGUGCGAGAAGGCUCUCCAACAACAUGCCAUCAACGAUAUGCCCGCACCUGGCAAUCCAGGCUUCGAGAUACUAUAUCCCUGGAUCGCCGGCCAGCCGCAGAAGAACCAAGAAUCUGCACAACGAGCGCAGGAAGCGCUUUCGAAAGCGCGCAUCCGUUCUGCAGAGCUCGCGCGCCAUACGGCAGAAGCCCAGAUGCGCAAUGUCGCCCUGCAAGCCCACAUGUCCAUCUUCGCUCAGAUACGCGCGGAAAUGCUCCCGUUGCAGGAAUCCGUUACGGCGCUAUCCAGUCAGUCUAGCAUCAUGCUCGAGUCGAUGCACCAGCUCCAAGAGAAGAUCGUGCAGAUGAGUCGUCAGGCGGGCGAGAUGGCUGUGCAUGUAUCUCGGGAUGGUGGUGUUGCGGGCGAGAAGGCUGGUUUCACCGCUGGGAUUUUGCAGCUCUGCGCGGCUGCUUUGGUAGACGCACGUCUUACGGAUGAGGUUCAGAUGGUGGUGGAUGAGCUUGUUAAGGGCUACGAAGGAGGGGAACUUGGUGAAGAGUUGGAAACACAAGUAAAGCGUGUGCAAGACUCACUGGAGCUGUGGGCCGCGAAGUGAGUUGACGGCUUGGCUUCGGUGUAUUUACAAGUGCAUGGUUUGGUGUAGGGGAG
Messenger RNA from Dothidotthia symphoricarpi CBS 119687, 1142 nucleotides. RefSeq lists its product as uncharacterized. The record is from RefSeq and is a predicted model, not a curated record. The transcript is spliced from 3 exons. The coding region runs from base 25 to 1089 and encodes 354 amino acids. NCBI's taxonomy places the organism in Eukaryota, Fungi, Ascomycota, Dothideomycetes, Pleosporales, Dothidotthiaceae.